Molecule: messenger RNA, 1062 nt
Organism: Drosophila elegans
Lineage: Eukaryota; Metazoa; Arthropoda; Insecta; Diptera; Drosophilidae
Exons: 4
Coding region: 448-981 (177 amino acids)
Source: RefSeq, a predicted model, not a curated record
UUUAGGAUUAGUUCGGGUUGAUAAUGUCACUCCGUGAUGUUGAUAAGGUCUGCCGGCUAUCUUGACAUCUCCUUUCCUUCUGUUCAUCUCGAGUCGUGUGUCAACACAAAUCUCGAAUGCGAGCGGCACUGAAAUUUCACAAAUUUCCUGGACAACCCAACUAACUAUGCAAAUGGUUAAAUAUUUAUAUAUGUAACCUUAAGCUUUAACCAUUACAAUUGUGUGCAUUUACCCCUCACGAAAAUCUAAACCUUGAACCAGGGUUCAAACUCAAACGAGUUGCCCAAGUCGCUGAAAUUAAUGGAUUACUCUACAAGCAAUUUAACAGUCUGAUUAUAAGGUUCAUUUAAGUGAAUCCGCCGACAAUCUGCCUUUAUAACAAUGUCAUAUACAUAAUCGCCUCUGGAUUGCCAUGCCAGUUCAGUCCAGUUUCGACACCCAGGAGUCAUGUUAGCAGUGCUGAUCUUUGGCCUAGUCUUGCUCUCGUCUUUGCCUGUGGAGUCCAAGUUCAAGAGUCUCCACUGUGCAAACUACGAUAAAUCUUUGGGCGAAAUUUUACUUUGCAGAAUCAAGGCAAUCAACCGCUAUAGGAAUUCGAUAAGUAUUCAGUUUAGACAGAAGAAGACCGUCAAUAAUGUGCAGAUGCGUUUGGAGCUUUUUAAACGAGCCAAUGGCUGGCGUCCUUUUCUCUACAAUAUUUCAUUUAACCUGUGCGAUUUUCUAGCCAAAAGAAACAAUAUGAUCGUAGGCCUUGGCUACGAAUAUAUCAAGCCUUACAUACCAAUGACGAAUUACACCUGUCCCUUUAAGAAAAAUCAUUUAAUAAAAUGCACGGACCUUGAGUUUGAUAUUGAAAAGUUUCGAGUUCGUUUUCCUAUCGAAACGGGAGAGUACGCCCUGCAGUUGAGUUUUAUCGUCCAAAGGAAAGUCACUUUGACCCUUAAUGGAUCUGCGGAAUACUACAAUUACCGAGAGCACUAGUUCCUAUGGAGUUUCUAUACGAAAAUGAUGUUUCGUAGAAAAAGCACUAGUAUAUAUAUGUAAUUUCUCUGGGCAAGAAGG